AUGAACGGUCAUAAUGAACCUACAGGCGAUUUAAGAUAUAUAUAUUAUGAUGAAUUUCAGGAUAUUAAACCUUUGAAUGAAGGUGGUUUUGGUAAAAUAUUUCAAGCCACUUGGGUAAAUGGUUUAGGAGAGAAAAACAUAGUAGCCCUCAAACAUUUAAAAUCUUCAAAAGAUCUUUCUAUAGAUAUCGUGAAUGAAGUAAUCCCAUUUGAAAUUACAAGUUCUGACGAUCAUAUUUUACAUUAUUAUGGCCUUACAAACAAUAUAUAUUCACACGAAAUUUUAAUAGUAAUGGAAUAUGCUGAAGGUGGAGAUUUAUUUAAUUUCUUAGCAAAAAAAUUAUAA
Molecule: messenger RNA, 345 nt
Organism: Dentiscutata heterogama
Lineage: Eukaryota; Fungi; Glomeromycota; Glomeromycetes; Diversisporales; Gigasporaceae
Source: the annotation of a GenBank genome assembly